AGGCGGAGGUCCAGCUGUAGAGUCCAAACAAAGGGGAACAAUCCAGGCGAAGGAAUGAGCAAUAAUCAGAAAGAAGUGAAGAGAAUCCAAACCGUUUAUCUGCAGAACUUGAAAAAACUGAACCAGGGGGUAAAACUAGAGAAGAAAAGUUGGAAACCAAAGGAAGGAGACUUUGCUGCAGCAAUGGAAAAGCUGCGACAGCCUCCCAUAGCCGGGAAGGUAAACAAAAGCUCCACCAACAGAAUCAGCAGGGAUCUCACCUGCUCCAUCUGCCUGGAUCUCUUCAAGCAGCCGGUGUCCCUGCCCUGUGAUCACACCUUCUGCCAGGGGUGCAUUGAAGGUUACUGGACCGGCCCCCGGGGCCCCAUUCAGGGGGGCACGGGCUCCUGCCCUCAGUGCAGGAAGGUGUACCCCGGGAAAAGCUACAGGCCCAACCGCAUCGUUGCCAACAUAGUGGAGAGCUACUGUCAGGGCCUGGAGGAGAGCGGCUCUGGCCCUCGUCUUGCAGACGUCGGCGCGUCAGAGAGGCUUCCGGCUGCGGUGCCGCGCUGCAGCAGACACCGCGAGGAGCUGAAGCUUUACUGCGAGGAGGACCAGGAGCUGGUGUGUCUGGUGUGCGGCCUCUCACAGGAGCACAGGAACCACACCAUGGUGUGUGUCCAGGAGGCCGAGCAGAAGUACCGGGCGUCUCUAAACAGCUCCAUGGAUUCCCUGAGAGCUGAACUCAACACGGCGCUGCAGUGUGACAGGGAAGCCGAGGACGAGGUCAAAAAGCUGAAGGAGCACACCGCUGACCUGAAGGUGCGCAUCGAGGCGCAGUUCAGCGACCUGCACCAGUUCCUGUACCAGGAGGAGAAGCUGCUGCAGGUGAAGCUGAAGACGGAGGAGCGCAGAGAGCUGAUCCGACUGGACGAGCACAAGGCACUGCUGUGCGUGGAGGUCUCUCGUCUGCAGAGAGCCGUCCACGAGAUAGAGGACAAGCUGAAGGAGCAGGACCCCUUCACCCUGCUGCGGAGCAUCAAGGUCCUGCUCCAGAGGCCUUCGCUGAAGUUUGAGAAACCAACCUUUACACCUCCCAGUCUGUGCGAGGGCCGGUUCGCGGGGCCCCUGCAGUACAGAGUGUGGAAAUCCAUGAAAGGAGGCCUUUAUCCAGUUCCAGCGGCCAUCACGUUUAACUCCAGCACGGCCAACCCUUGGCUCAGCCUGACCUCGUCCCUCACCUGUGUCCGCUACCAGACCUUCAACCAAAACGUGCAGGACAACCCCUCCAGGUUCAACGCUGCCCUGUCGCUGCUCGGAAGCCAGGGCGUCACCCACGGGCGACACUACUGGGAGAUUGAAGUGUACAGCAGCACGGUCUGGACCGUCGGCGUGGCCCGAGAGUCGGUGCCCAGGAAGGGGGUGAUCAAAGCCCUGCCGGCCAACGGCUUCUGGACUCUCUCCCUCUCCUACGGGAUUCAGUACAUGGCUGGCACUUCGCCCCCCACAGUCCUGUCCCUGGAUGAGCCGCUGGUCCGGAUCGGCGUGUACCUCGACUACAAGAGGGGCCUGGUGUCUUUUUACAACGCCGAGUGCAUGGCACACCUCUACACCUUCAGGGAGACCUUCACUGAGACGCUGUACCCUUACUUCAACCUGGGCUUUCUGGAUAAAGUGCAUGAAAAUGAGCCUCUCAAAGUUUUCCUACCAAAGAUUUAAAAUGUGACCAAAAAAAACGACCUAAGCGGUGCUAAAGCAAUGACCAAACACUAAUGGAAACUGUUCUUUCCCUUCAACAGGAUUACAGCAGAGUUUUUUUUGCACAUUAGAAGUUGGAAUUAUCUGUCUAAUAGAAACAGAUGUAUCUUGAAGGGGUAAAUGUUUUAGCAUUACUCACUACAUGUCUCUUUGCCGCAUAUAUUUCAAUGUCACCACCACCUGGGGAUCGGUGGUCGGGCCGUGCAUCACAUUAACCAAACUGGAACUUUGUAUUGUUUGUAGACUGGAUCGACUGCCACACACCUCAUUUCAGAGAAGCAGUGCUUCUGUGAAGAAAGUGAAAGUGUCUGGUUACCUGACUGAUUUUUCUUUUAAUGAUUUCAAUAAUCUUUCAUAUGCAUGAAACACUAAUACAUGAAAUAAAAUAUCUUAAUCACUC
Gasterosteus aculeatus aculeatus (three-spined stickleback) is the source of this 2137-nucleotide messenger RNA. RefSeq names its product tripartite motif containing 69 (gene trim69). The record is from RefSeq and is a predicted model, not a curated record. Lineage: Eukaryota; Metazoa; Chordata; Actinopteri; Perciformes; Gasterosteidae. Gene Ontology annotation, molecular function: protein binding; zinc ion binding.